GCCUCCGCUUCCGCCGCGAAAGUCUCGAGGCUGCGAGUCCCGCGCCGGCCCCCGCGCCGGCCCCCGCGCCGGCCGCGCUCCAUGGCCGCGCUCAGCAGAAACACUGCCCCUGGCGUUACGCACUUCCGCUUCCCGCGGAGCAGGCGAUGGCGGCUCGGGUGCUGCUUGCGGCGCUGAGCGCCGCGCUGGGUCUCUUCGCCUCGGCGGGAAAAAUGAAGAUCGUGGAGGAGCCGAAUACGUUCGGGUUGAAUAACCCAUUCUUGCCUCAAACAAAUAGGCUGCAGCCAAAGAUGUCCCCGUCUGCAGUAUCAGGCCCUGCACAUCUCUUUAGGCUUGCUGGCAAGUGUUUCAGUUUUGUGGAAUCCACGUACAAGUAUGAGUUUUGUCCUUUCCAUAAUGUCACUCAGCAUGAGCAAACUUUUCGAUGGAAUGCGUAUAGUGGGAUUUUAGGAAUCUGGCAUGAAUGGGAAAUUGACAAUAACACAUUUGUUGGAAUGUGGAUGAGGGAAGGAGACUCCUGUGAAACUAAGAGCAGACAGACAAAGGUUCAUCUUGCUUGUGGAAAGAGCAAUAAAUUGGCUUAUGUGUCUGAGCCAAGUACUUGUGUUUACUCUCUGACAUUUGAGACUCCUCUCGUGUGCCAUCCUCACUCACUUUUAGUUUAUCCAACUCUGACUGAAGCACUGCAGAGGAAGUGGGACGAAGCAGAGCAGCUACUGUACGAUGAACUAAUAACCGACCAGGGUUACAAAAAAAUUCUGAAAGAGAUUUUUGAGGAAGCAGGACUUCUAAAAACAACAGAAGAAAAUGAAGUUGAAAAACAGAGUAAGAAAAUAACUCUGGAAUUUGAAACAGUGGAAAAGUGCAGUAAGGAAUACAAGCAACUUUCUGAAGAAAUAAAAAAACUUAGAGUUUUAUUAGGUCAGCAUGGUAUUGCAUACAAAGGAAAUCUUGCUGGAAAUUCCAGUGUUGAGUAUGUAAGGCACCAACUGGCAACUGCAGUGGCAUCAGUUCUUAAUGGGUCAAAGGAUGAUGAGCACCUCCAUGGCGAUACAGGAAUGUGGAAUUACACUCUGUGAAGAAACUUGGAUGGUACCUAAUGUAAAUUAAACUGAACACAUAUUAUGCCACAUA
This is a messenger RNA of Zonotrichia leucophrys gambelii, 1134 nucleotides long. RefSeq names its product N-acetylglucosamine-1-phosphate transferase subunit gamma (gene GNPTG). Bases 147 to 1079 code for a protein of 310 amino acids. The transcript is spliced from 11 exons. The record is from RefSeq and is a predicted model, not a curated record. Gene Ontology annotation, cellular component: Golgi apparatus. NCBI's taxonomy places the organism in Eukaryota, Metazoa, Chordata, Aves, Passeriformes, Passerellidae.